GAGGAAGAAGCGAAUCGCCACGCCCCUCUACUCGGAGCUGCGCAGAGUGGGCGGUGAUACUUCAGUCAUUACACCGGCUGUCAGCGGCGUGUGCAGAGGUUGGGGGACUGAGAGAUUCUGUUGCGGGGCUGCACUCACUGACACGCACCAUGUACCUGGGUAGGACAGCCUGGCAAAAGCUGGCACCCGUAGCCAGAAGCAGUGGCACCGCAGCCCUGCUCCGCAAUGCUCCAGCACGACAGAUGUCAUCCAGCAGUGUUCCAGGAUCUUCUGGGAGUUCCCUACCAUACACCUUAUUUGUCUGUGCUUCUUUUGCAGGUGGAGGAGUAUAUGUGUACAAUACCAUAACCAGAGACAGAAAUCGUUUUCAGGAUCGCCACGAGUACAUUCAAAGCAGGCCAAAACCAGAAACUGCAGCUAAGCCAUGGCCUCCUCAGGGCUCAGGUGAGGCUGAAAGUAGUGACGUGUCUGAGGCCAUUGAAGAGGCAGCUGUUACAGUUGAAGCUGUAGUAGUGGCUGUUGAAGAAAUUGAUGGGCAGGAGACAAUCGCCUCAGCACCAUUAAUGGAGGAUACUUUGCCAGAAGAAUUACCUAUUGCUGCAGAACUGGAGGCUGCCCCACUGCAAGGUGAGGAGGCUGACAUUAGUAAUAUUUCUAAGGACAACGAAGAGGCAGCUGUUUCUACCCAGACUGUUACAGCAGCUGCUGAAGACAAUCAGGGACCAGAUGCUAUCCUGACAACACCUCUGCAGCAUGCAUUGUUAGAAGAAACGGAAGUACUGAUUGCAACGGAAUCAGUGGCAGAAGUGGAGACAGUCUCAGUGCAAGUUUCUAAGGACAAUGAGGAGGCAGCUGUUCCUACCCAGACUGUUACAGCAGCUGCUGAAGACAAUCAGGGACCAGAUGAUAUCCUGACAACAACGCUGGAGCAUACAUUGUUAGAAGAAACGGAAGUACAGAUUUCAACGGAAUCAGUGGCAGAAGUGGAGACAGUCUCAGUGCAAGGUGAGGAGACUGAAAGCAAUAUUCAAGUCAUUGAUGAUGUGGCUGCAGUGGUGCCAUCUGAAGUAGCUGUAGUUACUGUGGAAGAAAUUGACAGACAAAACACUGUCCCCUCAGACCAUUUGAAUUUGGAAGUACUAGAACAAGAGGUUGCACCAGCUGCUACAGAACCAACAGCACAACUGGAGACUGUCCCAGUGCCAGGUGAAGAGGUUGAAAGCACUGAUGCAUCUCAGGCUGCAGAAGAGGUACCUGUUCAAAUUGAAGUUGUAGCAGAAGUUACUCAAGUAAUUGAAGACCAGGCCACUACGCUUUCAGCACCUUCAAUGAAGAAUGAAACUUUGGAAAUUCCAGUGUCUACAGAGUCUAUGGACAUUGUCUCAGUACAAGGUGAGGAGGCUGAGAGUAGCAAUGUUGCCACAGAAGAGGUUAUAGUUGCUGUUACAGUUGAAGCCGUUGCUGCUGAAGAAUCUGAAAAACAGGACACGACCCCUGCAGCACCAUUAGUGACAGAGGAAACACUGGAGGAUGUAGCAGUUUCUGAAGAACCAGUGGCAGAACUGGAUGCGGCACCAUUGUCAGCACAGAACACUGGCACCAUAGCAGCUGCCUCAGCUGAAGAAUUGUCUCCUGUGUUAGAGGAAACAUCAGUUAAUAUCCCAGAAGAGCUUGCUGCUGCUGCUGCAGAUGAUUGGUCUGAGCUGUCUGCACACAAGCCAGAGGAUGCUGUAGAAGAGGCAGUACAAGGUACUACAGUGAUCCCUGAGGUAGCACAACCUGAGGUUUCUACCAGCUCUUAGAAACAGAAGAAAUCCCUUUUCAAAUGUGUUCUCCAUAUAAUUUACCAAACCUGAAACACUAGCAAUCUGCCUAAACCCUGAACAGAUUCAACUGAAUUUCCACAAUCCCCAACAGAGUGCACCCACCCUCCCAUUUCUAUGACUAUGCAUGGAUGGUUUCCUUAAGAGUGUCAUGGAAAGCUUUUCCACUGGAAAAUGGAAAGAACGAGGUGAUAUCAGCUACCAGAAAACUCUUCAGGACCUGAUGCAGAUUUCAACUUCAGGAAGAAACGCUCCAUAUAGUAACCAAGAAAUGUUAUAUUUCCACAUGCAGAUAUAUUGCAUAGAGCUGCUUCCUGUAGCUGCCCCAUAUGCUGCCCGGGUUGUUUACCCUUUCACUACUUUGCACUUCUUCUAGAUAAACUAUCUAUCUAUCUGUAGGGAACCAAAAAGCAUGGCAGAGUAGGGUUUCAUAAAACCAGGGAAAAGCUGCUGGACAAUCAGAAUACUUUUAUCUUUUCUACUUGCAGGAAAUAUAUAGAUCUGAGUAUUUUAUUCAAUGAAACGGGGGAUAAUAAGGUCAUUUUCAGCCCAGCAUGUUGACUUUUCUAAAUCUUGCGUCUUUUCAUCUUUCUACCUUCAGAGUUCUGUGCCAUAAGCUGUGAAAUAUGUUUGUACCUCUCAGACUCCUUCGCUAUAGAAUUUAGGGAUGGACACAUAUAUCAUCACAUCAGAAAGAAGCUUAACCACUGACUGUGUCAUGGCACUAAAACCACCUUUCCUCUGACUCCCUAGUGUAAUGAUUAGAGUAUUGGCCUCAUGACAUUUUUGCUGCAUCCAACUCUAUUUUAUAUUUUAGGUGCUAUAUUUUGUGUACUCUUACAGUAAAUGUAAAUACAGGUAUAAUUCUAAAGGAACACACAGAACCAUCACUUUGACAACUUUGAUAAUUUUUAGCCCAAAUUGCACUAUGUGUGAAAUUUGCCUUAUAAAAAAAAUGUACGGACUGUAAUCAGGUUAGUUGCCAAAAUCCAGUUGACCAAUGCAUCUCAGUAUGACUAAACAGGGAAAACACUUGAUCAGGUAUUUUGGCCUGCCCCCAACAAGUGCAGUUUUGCAUGACCAAACUGUCCUCUGAUCCACUCAUUUGUCUAUCUUACUUUUCCAAACACAACCUGUGGCCCUCCAUCUGUGUCUACAUCAUCUCUACACAGCUAGACCUGGAAUACACGUUGGUUCUGUAUCAACCCUUUGUUACCCCUAGAGAACGCUACAGUAGGACUGGGUUUACUAUUCAUAUUUAUAAGGGGAAUGUACCACCCAAAAAACAAGACUUACUCAAGUGUGCAUCCCCUUAAAUAUUCAUGUAACGGGUAAAUAAUGCAGCUUGGGCUCAUCCACACCCAUUUUAUAAUUAUUUGGCUGCCACAUUGAUAUUGUAAAGUAUCAUAGUAUCACUAGUAUAAUGACAUUGGUGACCUUCAUAUCUGUAUGAUUGGAAAUCCCCUUGUCAGUUCAGUAACCACUGGAGGACCACAAGUUAAAGAUUCUUAAGCUAAAAAAUAUAUCUCAGAUUCAAAAAUUUUAAUAAUUUUAUAUCUGGAGAAAGGAUCGAUGUUAUAGCCCCAGGGCUACCUUCUGACUGCAAUUUAGCAUUCCAUGAAGCAGUUUCACACUGCCAGAAUGAUGGUGCUAAAACCUCAAUAUACCUCACUCACUUAGGGAACAUUGACUUAUCUGAGUUGUAUGGAUACCUGGAUUUAUUCAGCAUCAGCAAUAUACAGGGUGCUUUAUAAUCAGCAAUACUAUGAAAUGGGUGAUAGGAACAUGCAGAUAUGUCCAGCAAAGGCUACAAUGGUUUUUAUGUAUUUAAUAUGCAAAUAUAUUCAGAAACCAACAGGUAACUCUUGCAACAUUCUUUAUAAACUGCUGUGUAGGAGACUCUCCUGAUCUUUCCUUUAACUGUGAGUCAAAUGGUUUGUGUCCUACCUCAUGAAAAUUCAUAUUCCCUUCACUCACAGAACAAACACGGUACCUUAUCUAAAUGGCACAGAGCUACCAAGCUGUGACUGGAGUUCAUUACCAGUAUUUCUUUAUUUUACACUUUAUCAUGUGCAGUAUUUCUAUGUAGAGACAAUACCACUGUGAGACUUACCUUUGCAAAUAAAGACAGCUCUUUUAUCCUGUU
Xenopus laevis (African clawed frog) is the source of this 3969-nucleotide messenger RNA. RefSeq names its product mitochondria localized glutamic acid rich protein L homeolog (gene mgarp.L). Gene Ontology annotation, biological process: anterograde axonal transport. Gene Ontology annotation, cellular component: mitochondrial outer membrane; mitochondrion; axon cytoplasm. Lineage: Eukaryota; Metazoa; Chordata; Amphibia; Anura; Pipidae. The coding region runs from base 150 to 1802 and encodes 550 amino acids. The transcript has 13 exons. The record is from RefSeq and is a predicted model, not a curated record.